Molecule: messenger RNA, 4409 nt
Organism: Drosophila simulans
Lineage: Eukaryota; Metazoa; Arthropoda; Insecta; Diptera; Drosophilidae
Gene: Chpf
Product: chondroitin sulfate glucuronyltransferase
Exons: 7
Coding region: 669-3149 (826 amino acids)
Cellular component (GO): Golgi cisterna membrane
Molecular function (GO): glucuronosyl-N-acetylgalactosaminyl-proteoglycan 4-beta-N-acetylgalactosaminyltransferase activity
Source: RefSeq, a predicted model, not a curated record
GGAUGCAAUCGAUGUUUGCGGAGCCUACCAAUCGAUGUACAACCACCACUGGCGGUCACUUCAGUUGUUUACUUUUUUACUUUGCGUGCAGCGGAAAACCGGGCCGAAUUGAACUGCUCGAAUUUUUUUUUAUUAUUUUUUUUCGCCACCCUUGCCGCCGCAUUUUGCCGCAAAUUGGUGUAAAUAGAAGAGAGGAAGCGAUUGUAAUGAAAGCGCGCGGUUUUUUCAGUGUGUGAAAAUGUAUCGAAAAUGAAAGAAGUGAAGAAGGCGCAAAGAGAGCUGCUAAAGAAGUGCGUGCCGAAAAAAGAGAGCGGCGAAAAGUGCCAAAAAUAAAACGACAAAAUAGAAACCGAAAGAAAAAUAAAUUAAAACAGGCUCCGGAGAAAGGCGAUCGAAAGGAGAAGAACGAACGAAGAGUGAGAGAGGCGAAAGCAACAGCAACAAGUGGGCGAAGAUGUGCAAAUGACAAAUUGGUCAAAACUCCGACUCCUGUUUCCCUCGCUCUCUCUCACGCACUCCCUCGCGCUCACGCACACUCGCACGCACAUCCCCGUCAUUGGCCAUCUCGCUCGCACGCGUUGAAAACGAGAACGGGAACAGGAACAGGAAUUGGGAACAGCCGACGGUCAAGUUCAAGUGGGAACGGAAACGGAAGGCGCACGGAAAACAUGCGGAGACCCUUUACAGCUUUGAAUCGCAAUCACUACUUCGUCAUCGGCCUGCUCCUGGGCCUCCUGCUCAGCUGGCACAUUCCGCAGGACAUCUGGGAGGAGGAGUGUCCCGAGGAGGCCGCCGAGAAUCUGCUGAUCGAGCGAUUCGGCCAGGAGUUCGAGCCCCACUUGAAUCUGAUCAACAAGCCGCUGGCGGCCAAGAAGCCGAUGAAGAAAUUUAUCCAACAUCGUGCUUUAUUUUCGGUGAAAAAUGUGAUUCGACCGCGUUACUACUCCUCAGAGCUGGGUAUCCGGGAGAAGCUCUUCAUCGGGGUGAUGACCUCGCAGGAGCACAUCAACACCUAUGCGACUGCCUUCAACCGCACCACCGCCCAUCUGGUGAACAAGAUCAAGUUCUUCAUUUACGCGGACAGUGUGAAGACCAACUACAAGCUGAAGAACAUCGUCGGAUUCACGGACACGCGGGAGAGCCGCCGGCCGUUCCACGUGGUCAAGUAUAUUGCGGACAACUAUCUGGAUGAGUACGACUACUUUCUGCUGGUGCCCGACACCGUCUACGUGGAUGCGCGCAAACUGGUGAAGCUGCUCUACCACAUGAGCAUCACCUUUGACCUGUACAUGGGUGGCGCCCGCAUCGGCCUGGAUCCUGCCGGUGGCGGUGCCUCCGCCGAUGGCCAGUCGAACGAGGAGGAGGCACCCGCGGCCAGUGAUCGCAACUACUGCUCCUUGGAGGCGGGCAUCCUACUCAGCAGCAGCGUCAUCCGCAAGAUGCGCAACAACCUGGAGCGCUGCGUCCGCAUCGGGAGCACCAAUGACCACAGUGUCAACAUCGGGCGGUGCGUCAAGUACGCCAGUCGGGUGGCCGGUUGCCAGGAGAGCUUUCAGGGCAUUCGGCAAUUUAGCUACGCCUUGGAUGCGCCGGACCGUCGCCAUCGCGAAUUCAGCGAAUUGGCCAAGGAGGAGGCCUUUCGCAAUGCCAGCACCGUGUAUCCCGUCCAGAUGCCGGAGGACUUCUACCGACUGCAUGCCUACUACUCCAAGCACCACCUGGAGAAGGUGCAGGAGCGGGGCUAUGCUUUGGAGCAGAAGUCGUACCGGAUUGCCAAUGGGAGUAUAUCGAACAAGAUACUCGAGAUCCGGUGGCCACUGGGCGUGCCGCCACCGAGUGCGCCGGAGACGCGCCACGACAUCCUCACGUGGCAGCUGCUCAACGGGACGCACAGCUUCCUGCCCAACGGCAAUGCGGAGCAUGCGGUGGCGACGCUGUCGCGAAUCGAGGCGCUGGACUUUGCCAAGGUCCUGGAGAUAGCACUACAAUAUGCCGCACUCAAGCAUCCGCGCCUGAGUUACCACAGCCUGCACAGUGCCUAUCGGAAGUUCGAUGCCACACGCGGCAUGGACUACCAGCUGCAUCUAAAUCUGCAGGAGGGAUCGGGUCGCAGUCGCCGGCUCGCGGUCAAGAGCUUUGAGGUGGUGAAGCCACUGGGUCGCGUGGAGGUGGUUCCCUCGCCCUACGUCACCGAGAGCACGAGAAUUGCCAUGUUGGUGCCCGCCUUUGAGCACCAGGUGCCGGAUGCUUUCCUGUUUGUGGAACAGUACGAAAGGAUUUGCAUGCAAAACCAGGACAACACCUUCCUGCUGCUGAUCUUCAUGUACCGACUGAACUCGCCCAGCAAGGGCGACGAGGAUCCCUUCAAAGCACUGAAGACACUGGCCCUUGACUUGUCAUCUAAGUACAAGACCGAUGGCUCCCGGAUCGCCUGGGUGUCCAUCCGGCUGCCGGAGCAGCUGAGCGAGCCGGUGGAUCCGCAGAGCUGGCUGCUGCACGCCUCCAUGUACGGACCACGCCAGCUGCUCAGUCUGGUGGUUGCCGAUCUGGCACUGCCCAAGCUGGGCCUCGAAUCCCUCGUGCUGCUGGCCACACCAGGCAUGGUCUUCAAGGCUGACUUUCUGAAUCGCGUGCGCAUGAACACGAUACAGGGCUUCCAGGUGUAUGCACCAAUUGGCUUCCAGAUGUACCCAUGCCGCUGGGCGCAGUUCUGCCGUGAGUGCGACACCUGCGACGUGAGCCAGAGCAGUGGCUACUUCGAUCGCCACAACCACGACGUGAUCGCUUUCUACAGCCGGGAUUAUGUCCAGGCUCGCAAACUGUUACAUCCGCAGGGACUGCCGAUCAUACGCAACGACCUGGACAUCGACCAGCUGCUGCUGCAGCCUGGCGAGGAGACGCGACCACCGGGCGUGGAAAGCAUCCUCGAUAUGUUCGUGGCGGCACAGCACUCGGUGCAUAUACUGCGCGGAGUGGAGCCGAAUUUGCGCUUCGGCCAGGAUGUGCGAAACCACCUGGCUCGCGGAGGAACGCUGCCGCAUAGCGUGCCGGAACGCUGCGGUCGGGAGCAGUGCAUCCACCUGGCGUCGCGCAAGCAGAUCGGCGACGCCAUAAUACGCUACGAGGACAAAAGUAUUCUACACAAAUAGUUUGGAUUCCAGCUCCAGCUCCAGCUCCAGCUCCAGCUCCUGCCUGUAAUAUCAUCAGUUCCUUUUUAAGAUAUUCCCAUUGUGUACAUGACCGUGUGAUUGAUUGAGCAGAAUGAAUGAAUGUGAUCUCUGUGUGUGUGUGUGUGUGUGUGUGUGUGCAUGCCAACUCUUAUACUCGCACCCAAGGCUUAAAUUAAAUCCUAUUCAGAAUGAAGUGAUGGUGGGACUGGGACCCAAGUACAAGACCAGCGCGGACCUAUCUCAAUCCGAACUUAGUGUUUAGGCCUAGGCGAUUCCCGUUGUUGCUUGCUUUAAAGUGAAACUUUCAAUGCUCAAAAAUGGUAGACAGCAAUUAGUUAGUUGGUUAGUUAGUAAUUAACGUAGCGUAGUUUUAGCUGCCAAAACUCGUAGGACAAAUGUGGGACACUUGUUCGAGCCAUUCAACAGACAUUCGAUUUUCGCAUGUAAAUACUUAGCAUACGCCACGAUAUCUCUAUUAACGAUUCCUAGUAAGUUACGCAGGCACCAUUGCACCAUUGACUCCUAUUUAAACGACUAGUUAAGCUAAGUGUUAUACUACUACACUAAUCUAAGUGAAACGAACGAUGUGGCUGUACGACAAAUAACCAGAUGCCGCCUUGCCUCAAAGUGUUACAAUCCCUCUAAAUGGGCUCUCUCAAAGACGGUGUGCCAAAAAAAAAAAAAGGAAUUGCUGUUGAAAAACUGGUCUAAAUCGGGGAGUGCUUACUUUGACUAUGUUCCUGUUUAAAAGUUAAAGCUUAAAUCUUAGUAUCGGCUGGGUGAAAAUAUAAACCAUAGUUCUAUCGAAACUUUGCCCACGAAAUAACAAUCCAAAAGUAUUGCUAAUUGUCAGGGCUUUUGUGGCAACGAAAAAGCCCAUUGUAAAUAAAAAAUAUUAUAUUGUUAAGUGCUUGCCAGCUUCACUUAGCCGAUGUCCAUUGUUAGUGUAUCCAUGUUAUCCAUUUGACCAUUUGCCAGCACAUCAGUUUUAGCAUCGAAUAAGAAGUCUGCCAGUCAAAUUCUUAUCAUUACGAUAACGAGGGGAAAUCCGAUUAAUUUAUUACAAAAUUUAUUAGCUAUAUAUGUACUCGCAUGUACGCUCGUCAGGGUUUAUCCCUCUACCCAAACUUUUUAUACAUUUAGUCAUAGUGUACAACUACUGUAUCUGUACUGUUUACGUGUAGGAAUUGUUGUUAUUGCAGAAUAAAACAAAUUAUGAAUGUGCAUAUGUACAAUAAA